AUGCACCCCUCACGCAUGUAUCCCAAGAACACGACGGAGUUUUUGGUCUGGAUGUGGCGGGGACGGGGAUGUUGCUUUUCUCGGGCAAUGUGAACCCGAUCAUAGCAGCUAAUAUAUAAAGGCCUCGCUCAGUGUCUGCGAAAAUAAAACCACAGAAUUCGCCUAGGAACUGUGCUAAUCCUUUCUCCGUCAAGAUGGCAAGUUCAUCCAUUGGAUCGUGGUCCUUUCACCCCCUUGUGACUUCCUUUCCUCCUACCGUGCUCCCCAACGUCGGGUACUGGAACAUCACGAAUGGAACGUGGGAAUACCAAGUGCAGAUUUCCUGGCCAUUGAAUUGGACAUCUACGGAUGUGCAGAGUCAUGUCAACACCUUAUACGUCCUCGACGGCAACGCCCUCGCCGGCACCGCCACCGAAGCCCUCCGCAAGCGUCGCCCCGUCGACUCAACCCAACCCGACACCAUCGUCGUCACCAUCGGCUACCCUUCCCUCCUGCCCGACUCGCCCUACUCCCAGGGCCGGUACUACGACUACCAAAUCCCCGUCUGCGCCAACUGCACCACGCCCACGCUCCCCGGCGUGCCCUCCAACGCUGAAAACUUCCUCAUUUUCCUGGACGGCGUGCUGAGGCCCUGGAUCACGAGCCACGUGUUCGGCGACGGCGUCACCUGGGGCCGUGAUGCAUUGUUCGGCCACAGUUUUGCAGGCUUGUUCGCCGUGUGGGCGUUGAUUGUCCGGCCCGAGUUGUUUGAUGUGUAUCUGAGUGCGAGUCCCUAUUUGAUCUGGAAUGAGGAGUACAUCUUUGAUCUGUUGGGGGCGUUGAAGACACCGAGACCAGAGAAUGCGAAUGGGAAUACCACGCCUCGCCUCCCAGCUCUACAGCUUAGCUACGGCGCCCUGGAGGGGCAUCCGCGGAAGCGCAGGACGGAGACGGAGGCCGAGUUUGAGGAAAGAAGGGCGUUUUUGAGCUCACUCAAGACGGAGACUUUGAUCAAGAGGUUGUUCAAGGAGGUACGGGAUAGUCCGAGGCUGAGGCAUGUCGAGUUGCUCGAGUAUCCGAAUAGUUAUCAUGCGGCGGUGGGUUCGGCGGCGUUGUGCGAUGGGGUGGAUUAUUUUCUGGAUUGGUGAGGGGGAGGUUGACUUGAGUUUCUUGGGGCUUGCGGGGCGGGCCUUGUGUGGUAGAAGGAUUUGGAGGGGCGGCAGGAAAUUAAAGGCAACAUGUACAUUCUUAAGGUCUACUACUUCACCCCAGGUCUCGGAUGAAACCCUGAAUUAGUGGGGGAAGAGAUUCCGUUUCCUACUUAGAAUUGCCUACUCUAUACAACUUGUUACAAAAGCAGAGAAAGAACGCAAGUGGAACUAAGCCUCCUGC
Molecule: messenger RNA, 1371 nt
Organism: Westerdykella ornata
Lineage: Eukaryota; Fungi; Ascomycota; Dothideomycetes; Pleosporales; Sporormiaceae
Product: siderophore esteras-like protein IroE-like protein
Exons: 2
Coding region: 195-1127 (310 amino acids)
Molecular function (GO): hydrolase activity, acting on ester bonds
Source: RefSeq, a predicted model, not a curated record